UGCUGAGAAGCCGGUAUGAGAGCAAGGCUGCGGCAGAUUCUUUGUAAGCAGUAUUGUAUCGGGUUUAUUCCGGGUUAACACAGUGCUUGCUAUCUGUGGCCAUCCGGUCUGUACUCUCUCUCUCUCUCUCUGACCGCCUUGAUCUGCUCUGCAUUCACCGUGUGUAUCCAGGGAUGUAUCACGGUUCGGCAGGCAGGCUGUGUUCGGCGCUAAGAGACGUGCCCGCCCUGUGCGUCACCUCUCUGCGGCAGCAGCCUCACCACUCCCCGGUGAAGAGGAGGGCUCUGUCUCCCCCGGUGCUCGGCUCACUGGCCAGCUUCGCUUGUUGUCAUAACCUGGUCGGCUGGGUCGGAGAAAUACCGGCAAAAACGGCCUCAGGUGGCGGGUCUGCCACAGCCUCUACACCUGCAAGUGGAACCACGGGGGCCGUGACCAGGACAGCCUCCAGAACGGUUUGUUCCAUGGGAAACAGCACCAGUCGACUGUACAGUGCCCUUGCCAAGACACUCACCAGCAGCCCUGUCUUGUCCCAGCACGAAGAGUACCUGCAGCCAACAGAUCAUGAACAUCUGGAUCCCAAAGAUCUCUUGGAGGAGUGUCAAGUGGCACUACAGGACAGGCCUGCUCGUCCACUUAGAGAAUUUGUCACCCUUCAGAAUGAUUCCAGUAGCCAGACAUUUAGAGUGAUGCAGUGGAAUAUCCUAGCUCAAGCUCUUGGGGAAGGCAAAGACAACUUUGUGAAGUGUCCACUGGAGGCCUUGAAGUGGGAAGAAAGAAAGUACCUGAUUUUGGAAGAGAUUCUGAUAUAUCGCCCUGAUGUCUUGUGCCUUCAAGAGGUGGAUCACUACUUUGACACCUUCCAGCCAAUCCUCAGCAGGCUUGGCUAUCAGUGCACUUUUUUGGCCAAACCAUGGUCUCCCUGCCUUGAUGUAGAGCACAAUAAUGGACCUGAUGGCUGUGCCUUGUUUUUCCUGCAGGACCGCUUCCAGCUAGUCAGCAGUGCCAAAAUCAGACUCUCUGCCCGAAGUUUGAAAACCAACCAAGUGGCUAUUGCAGAGAUACUGCAAUGCAAUGAGACCGGAAAGCUUUUAUGCUUUGCUGUAACCCAUCUUAAGGCCCGAACUGGGUGGGAGAGAUUUAGGUUAGCACAGGGUUCUGAUCUACUGCGUAAUCUUGAGUCAAUUACCCAAGGAGCUAAGAUACCCUUGAUAGUCUGUGGAGACUUCAAUGCAGAACCUACUGAGGAAGUCUACAAGCGAUUUGCCUCCUCUAGUCUUAACCUCAACAGUGCUUAUAAGGUCCUGAGUGAAGAUGGAGAAUCCGAGCCACCCUACACAACCUGGAAAAUCCGUCCUUCUGGAGAGUUCUGCAACACUCUAGAUUACAUCUGGUACUCCCAGCAUGCCCUAAAAGUGAACUCUGCCUUGGGCCUACCUACAGAAGAACAAAUAGGUCCCAACAGGCUUCCUUCAUUUAAUUACCCUUCAGAUCAUCUGUCACUUGUAAGUGACUUCAGCUUUAAUGAAAUCUCGACUAGGUUGUUGUAAGAAGACGGGGCAUUAUUCCAUGUGGUUUUUACCAUGGCUGUGACAUUUACCUGUGAAGUGGACGUGUACAAUAUUUGAAACUGUGAUAUAAAACUUCACAUGUGACACACUUCGUUGAGGCGUCUAGUUUUAGUAGAGAGACACGAUGGGCACCAACACUACUUAACUGUUUUCAUCCCUGUUCCAAUAUAUUUAGUUUGGCUAGGGGAAAAAAAGGU
Molecule: messenger RNA, 1765 nt
Organism: Pelobates fuscus (common spadefoot toad)
Lineage: Eukaryota; Metazoa; Chordata; Amphibia; Anura; Pelobatidae
Gene: NOCT
Product: nocturnin
Exons: 3
Coding region: 174-1547 (457 amino acids)
Biological process (GO): circadian rhythm
Molecular function (GO): poly(A)-specific ribonuclease activity
Source: RefSeq, a predicted model, not a curated record